Molecule: messenger RNA, 2428 nt
Organism: Drosophila montana
Lineage: Eukaryota; Metazoa; Arthropoda; Insecta; Diptera; Drosophilidae
Gene: Ets96B
Product: Ets96B
Exons: 7
Biological process (GO): cell differentiation; regulation of transcription by RNA polymerase II
Cellular component (GO): nucleus
Molecular function (GO): DNA-binding transcription factor activity, RNA polymerase II-specific; sequence-specific DNA binding
Source: RefSeq, a predicted model, not a curated record
AUGUGCAGUGAAAGUGUUUUCCACGACAAGCGCCAGAAGAAGACCCAAAACAAACUCAUAAUUUCCUGCUGCGCCUUGAUUCAUUUCCUUAUUCAAUAGGCCGACUACAGCGAGGCCAAGACUCAUCUUGAGCAGCUACAGCAGACGCUGACGCACUUGGAUCACCAUCACCCCCAUUCGCACUCGCAUCCACAUCACCAUGGGCUGUAUCACACGGCGCCAAAUACAUCGACUAUAACCACAGAUUCGGUGGUUUCCUGUGUCACCUCAACACUGCCGGUUAUCGGCAAGGCCACAUCCUCCGCAUCUUCCUCUAGCUGCGCGAACUCAGAAUCGGAGCGCAAGAAAUGCCACAAUCACAGUCACGGCGAAAUGGAAGUGAGCCACACGCUUAUGGAAGCCAUCUGCACUCUCCCCCUGCCCACGCAUGGCCAAAGGUCGCCAACCUGUUGUCUGUCCAUGUCCGGAAAUUCUACGCCACCUGCAGGAGCUCUUAUGAAUGGCUUGGCCACCAACGUCAACGGAGGUACUACAUCUCUUUGCAAUGACCUUGUUCGAGAAACGUCCUGGUAUGCGCAUCAUCACCAUCAUCAUCACCACCAUCAAUUGGCGGAUGAGCUAGUUAUGUACACGACUCCAGCGCCGACGGCGGCAGCGGCAGCCGCCAUUGGCAAAUUUGGGCUGGACACUUCCACGGAGGGUUACUUGAACGCAAGGUACAAUGUGAAUGUCAAAGGCGUGCGCCAUGAAAGAACAUCAACUUUCUUCGACAUACCCGCUGUGACACACCCCCACCCGCACCCGCAUGCCCACCCACUUCCUUAUUGCUACAGGUUUCCACCAUCGCCACCCGCGGGCAUUUUGAAGAAGAGCGACGAAGAAUCGGCAGCUGCUGCCGCCGCCGCUGCUGUAUAUUGCAAUGAUGUAUCAGUUGGUCAGCACUUUCAUCAGCACAACACCAAGAUUGAGCAUGCCGACUCCACCACAACAGCCGCCGCUGCACAGCAACAUCAACAUCAACAACAACAGCAGCAGCAGCAUCAUGAUUCACUGCAUUCUCAUACCCAACAUCAACAGCCGCAGAAUACACAUCAGCAGGCACAUGCUCACCUAACUCCGGUGCACGCAGCCUCCGCCUUUAAAUUUAGUCAUACGGCCGUAAUAUCCAGCUCGGCUGUCUAUGCCGCGGCUCCACACUAUACCCACCAACAGCAGCCGAAUCCCCAGACACAUGGCGGGUCUAUUGCCACUGUCUAUCGUGAUAUUUCACCUAGCACAGCCACGGGCAGCGAGACAGAUCUUAAAUACGACAGUGGGCCUUACAACGCCACUAUAUCUUCCACCUAUCCACCACCAUUGCGUCCUAGUGUGGUUGACUCCACAACUUCCAGUGAUGCGGAGCUGCGCCUUGAUCAGUUUUACGCUAGCAAUGCAAUAUCCACCAGCAGCAACGCGCAGACCAUCAGCCAGCGUCGUGGCUCGCUCCAGUUAUGGCAGUUUUUGGUGGCCCUACUUGACGAGCCCGCCACUAGUUCUAGCUGCAUCGCCUGGACAGGUCGCGGCAUGGAAUUUAAACUCAUUGAACCGGAGGAGGUAGCUCGCCGUUGGGGCAUACAGAAGAACAGACCAGCUAUGAACUAUGACAAGCUUUCGCGUAGCCUUCGCUAUUACUAUGAGAAAGGAAUCAUGCAAAAAGUCAAUGGUGAACGCUAUGUCUAUCGCUUCGUGUGUGAUCCGGAUGCGCUCUUUAACAUGGCAUAUGGGCACCUUACCAGCAAGCAAGCAGACCAGCAGCAUCAGUUGACCUUGUCGUUGGCGAAGUCAUCGCCGGAGUCGCAGUCGCAACUUCGCGUGCAAAAAUCGACAACUGCAGAUUACUACGACAGUGGCUUGCAUAAGUACCAGUAGGCGGACUGUGGGAACACCACUUUGUGGGUGUAACAGCCAUGUCUCAUGUAUAUUGUGUAAUUUAAUUUUGUAUGGGUGUGUGGGGACACACUGCUUUCCUGUGCGACUGCGUUUCGUUAAUGAAAAAUACCAAAUUUGUAACGGCCCAACUUGAGAAACUGUUGGCAAGCAGUGCUUAGAAGCGUCAAUCGGUCGGCCACCAUAAAAAAUCGAAGCCUAUCGAGCAACGAUCACGUCACAAUCGUUUGCCGGUCUAAUUUCUAUUUGAAUGAUUACAUAUAGAGUGUAGACCGGAAAAGGUGUUUUACAUUUUCAUGUAUUUGAUUAUUAGAUGGCUAGCGUUAGAUGCGUAGCCCAUCUAAGCGAGGCCUUAUCAGCAGCAAUUACAUACAUACAUCAAAUUUCAUUCAUAUAUACAAACGAAAGAGUCCACUACUAAAAUGUAAUCGCGCUAAGGUUGAGUUAACGUAUUUAAAUAAAGUAUAUACCGUUUUUGUUCGUUACACAAACCAGCCGAUAA